Molecule: messenger RNA, 1776 nt
Organism: Hansenula ciferrii
Lineage: Eukaryota; Fungi; Ascomycota; Saccharomycetes; Phaffomycetales; Wickerhamomycetaceae
Gene: PIB2
Product: Pib2p
Exons: 1
Coding region: 1-1776 (591 amino acids)
Biological process (GO): endosomal transport
Cellular component (GO): early endosome membrane
Molecular function (GO): metal ion binding
Source: RefSeq, a predicted model, not a curated record
AUGAUGGAAGAGAAUGGAACCAUAGAUACACACGUAACCCAUGCUCAACAACCAGAGAAACAGGAACAUCAACAAGAAACCUUGGUAUCACAUGUUAGUAAUCAACAGAGUCAAGUGAAUGUUAAUGGAAAUGUCAAUGAUAAUGUGAAACAUGGCGGUAAUGCUCAAAAUUCAUCAGCUAUUGAAGAAAAAGACCUUCCAAGUGAAAUCACAUUUGAAAAAAGAUCUAUACCAAAAUCUAGAACUCAAUCGGUUCAAUCUGUAUUAUCAAGUGUUUCUUUGAGAAGUUUUGUUCAAAAUAAUCAUCUACAACAAGCUCAACAGCAACAAGCUCAAGCUCAAGCUCAACAACAACAACAACAGGGGAAUGGUAAUGGUGCUGUUGGUAAUAGUACUAAGCCAUUUUUACCACCAUCUCAUAAAUCUAGUGCUAAAUUAGUUGAUACAAGUUCAUAUAUUCAAGCUCCGGCUACUGCAGCUUCAUCAAAAAGACGAGCAUCAUUUGAAAUUGGUCAAAGAUUACCAUUCAAUCAAGAGCCAAAAGAUGAUGCAGUAGAAAGUGAUGGUGAAUUAGAAGUUAAUGAAGAACAAAAAAAGUUAACUGAUGAUGCUCUGAGGAGAUUAUCUUCAUUUUCAAAAUUUCAACCUGCAGAAGUUGAUUUAACUCCACAAGAACCAAUAGAUACUCAUGAACAAGUUUUACAAUCUUCAUCAUCAAUAAAUUCAACAAGUCAAUUAUAUAUGAAUAAUUAUCAUAGUCGAGAAAAUUCUACUUCAAGUUUGAAAAAACCUUCAAAACCUCAACUUUCAAUUUCAAAUUCAAUUCAACAUUCAAAUUCAUUUCAUAGACCAGGUUCAUCUCCUUUACUAAGUCGGAAACCUCAAAUUAAUCCAUCCCCUGCUGCUCAAUUAAGAGAUAGUAGACAAUCAUUCACCACUUUAAAUCAGUUACCAAAACAACCAAAACAAGCAUCUCAACAAUCACAACCUCAACAGCAACAACAACAACAACAACAACAACAAAAACAACCUCAACAACUUCAGCUGCCUUCCCUACAACAAAAUGGAACUCAAGUAUCACAACAACAACAAUUUCAACAACAAUUACGUCCAACUCAAAUGUCAAAAACAAAUUCUACAUCAUCUCAAAGAACCAUUGAUGAUACAUCAUCACUUCGAACAAUAAAUGACCCUAAGAGACCAAUGUAUAUUCCAGCAGUCUUACGUCAAUCACCAACAAAUUUAAAACCUGAAGAUUUAAAAUUCAUAAAUGAAUUGAAAACAAAAAAACUGAUAUCAUCAUCACCAACAAAACCUUCAUCAUUCCAAACAAAUUCAUCAUUAUCCAAGACCCCUACUAAAACCCAUUGGAAAAAAGAUGAUUAUAGAGAUGGUUGUGCUCUAUGUUCUAAAAAAUUCACUUUUUUCGAAAGAAGACAUCAUUGUAGACAUUGUGGAGAUUUAUAUUGUUCAGAACAUUUAUCAAAUCAUAUUUCAUUAAACUUGAAUGCAAAUUUUACAAUGGAUUUUUCAAAUUCUUUAUUAUGUAAAGUUUGUGAUUUAUGUAUUGUGGAAUAUGAAGGUUUUAUAAGAGAAAAAUUGGGGAGUUUUAAUUCAACUAGUGUUAAUGAUAAUGAGGAUGGCAAUAAUGAUAGUAAUGUUAAUGUUAAUGUUAAUGGUAAUGGGAAAGAUAAAGUUAAUGGAAAGAAGAAGGAUAAAAAAUUUGAUAGUUUUGUUGGUUCAAUACCUGCAGAUUGGAGUUGGAGUUCAUUUUAA